ACGAAAUCGAUAUUUGAUCAACAAUAAAAAAAAAAAAAAUCCUCAAUCAAAUUGAUAUUGGUGAUUUUGUUGUUGUUCAUCAAUUUCGUCUUUUUCAUUAUGGCUCAAUUUCAACGUAUUUCACGAAGUAAAUGUUUUGAUGGUUUUCAAGAAAUUUAUUCAUUUUUUAGUAAAGAACUUCAAUGUACAACACGGUUUUCGAUUUAUAUUCCACCGAAAGUAAAUCGAGAAAAUCCUGCACCAGUUUUAUAUUGGCUUUCCGGAUUAACAUGUACCGAAGAAAAUUUUAUUAUUAAAUCUGGUUUUCAACGUUAUGCAGCUGAACUUGAUCUAGUGGUUGUUGGACCCGAUACAAGUCCACGUGGUUGUAAUAUUGAUGGUGAAGAUAAAGAUUAUGAUUUUGGUACGGGUGCUGGAUUCUAUGUGGAUGCAACAACCGAAAAAUAUCGUGAUCAUUAUCGAAUGUAUUCAUAUGUUGUACGGGAACUUCCAACGGUUAUUGAAGAAAAUUUCCCAGUUAUUCCUGGAUUACGUUCAAUAUCGGGUCAUAGUAUGGGUGGACAUGGUGCAUUGAUUUGUGGACUGAAAAAUCCUGGUCUUUAUAAAAGUGUAUCAGCAUUUGCACCAAUAAGUAAUCCAAUGGUUAGUCCUUGGGGACAAAAAUGCUUCAAAGGUUAUCUUGGUGAAGAUAACCAAGAAGAAUGGAAACAUUGGGAUGCAACUGAAUUGAUUUCUCAGUAUAAUGGACCAGAUCUUCAUCUUAUGAUCGAUCAGGGUUCUGAAGAUGAAUAUAUGGAUCAUUUGUUUCCGGAAAAUUUUGUCGAAGCAUGCCGAAAGCAUUCAAUUCCAUUAGAUUAUAAUUACCGAAAUGGUUAUAAUCAUAGUUAUUAUUUUGUCGGUACAUUUAUUGGACAACAUUUAAAAAUGCAUUCAGAAGUUUUGAAAUCUUCGAAACAGCAGCAAUAAGAACUGGCGAACCGAUUCGAAGAAAACGAUGCGAAAAAAAUCAAUCAAAAACCAAAAACUUUUAUCAAAAUUCUGAUUUAAUCUGGAAAUUUAAUUGAUAAUUUU
This is a messenger RNA of Dermatophagoides pteronyssinus (European house dust mite), 1071 nucleotides long. RefSeq names its product S-formylglutathione hydrolase. The record is from RefSeq and is a predicted model, not a curated record. Gene Ontology annotation, cellular component: cytosol. NCBI's taxonomy places the organism in Eukaryota, Metazoa, Arthropoda, Arachnida, Sarcoptiformes, Pyroglyphidae. Gene Ontology annotation, biological process: formaldehyde catabolic process. Gene Ontology annotation, molecular function: S-formylglutathione hydrolase activity.